Microcebus murinus (gray mouse lemur) is the source of this 3221-nucleotide messenger RNA. NCBI's taxonomy places the organism in Eukaryota, Metazoa, Chordata, Mammalia, Primates, Cheirogaleidae. The record is from RefSeq and is a predicted model, not a curated record.
CACCAGCACUUGUUUUCUGUUUUUUGUUACUAUCCUUCCUAGAGAGGGGUGCAGUGGUGCCGCUCUUUCUUGAACAUAUUCCCUCCUUCUUGCAGUUUCUCAUUUUAUCUCUUGCCUAGAUUAUUGCCAUCUCCCUGACCCGUCCAAACCACUUGGCACUGCCAUGAGCCUACAUUGUGCCCUGGGCUCCCCACUCAAUAGCACCCUAUAUCAGCUUCCCAUUGCCCACAAGAAAAGUAGAGAAAAAAUUAUCAUUUAGUGAACACCACGUGCCAGGCACAUGGCACUAAGUGAGAGUCCCAUUUCCUAGAUGAACAAGCAGGCACGGAGAAGUUAUUUAAGAUCACACAACUAAUAAUCAGUAAGCUAGGAUUCAACUAGUUUGUUCAAAAGCAGUUUUACUCCAAGGUUCACUCUACAUCCUCAUUUAAUCCUCAUUACAAGUGUACUGAGUGGGUAUCUCAUCCCCUAAUUUUAAUGAAGAAAGCACUGAGUUAAGUAACUUGCCUAAAGUGAGAUAGUUAAUAACUUGGGAGCUGGGGUUCGAACCUGGGUCUCUGACUUAAAAGUCUGGUGAUGCUGAUUUCUCGUCUCUCUCAGAUCCUUGGUCUGGCAACAAGGCCCUAUACCGUCUGGACCCAACACAGUGUACCAGCUUUGUUUUGCCUGUACUGCCUUAUUGCUCACUGCAAUUUAGACAAUUUGCCUCUAAAGAGGAGCUAGGUUUCGGUUUCACCUCUCUGCCCUGGUUUUUAUAAUUCCAUCAAUAUCUAAGCCUCUCCUCCAGCCCUAAAUCAAUUGCACUUUCUCCCCCAAACCUUUCCAGUUCUCCAAACUAGAAGAAAUCCUAAACUCCUGCAGCACUGAGCUCACCACUCAGUUGUGACAUUUUUUUUUAAAAUAAGGAAGUUUGUGCUUUUAUUGAAAAUUUAUAUGACUCAUUAUUGUAAUAAAUAACCAUUUUCACACAAAAAAAAUGACAGUGCUAUGCUAGAGAAGAAAAUAUUAAAUGGAGUUUACUUGUAGUGGCAAGACAGACUAUUAUCAAUACAGAAUAAAUAUUAACAGCAUUCAGUUGUGACAUUCUUGAAGGUGCCAAAACUACCUUGCAGCCCGCCUGCAGCUGAGCACAUGGUAGUCCCUGGACAAACACAAAAUGUACAAAAAGUAUUCCUGCAGGGAGGGUGCCUUCCGGUCAUUGAAAUAGUUGAUUCCCUGCAAUGAGAAAAGUGUAUGAGACUGAGGAGCAGAGAUGAGUUCUGGCACCCAGCGUCUUGCAGAAGUGUUUGCAUUGCAUUGAUUUUCAGUCGUCCGCCUCCCUGGCUCCAGGUCUCUGAGUGGGCGGUCGGCAGUGAUCUGGCCUGUAUCUCCGGUUCCUGAAAAGGCAGAAGUUUCUUACUGAAAGCAGGGCCAGAGUCCGGGAGACGGACGCCACUCCUUCCCCUCGGCCAGCCUGGCAGCAGCUGCCCCAGAGUAAGCAGCCUUGUGUCCUGGGAUCCGCCCACAGCCUCACCCCCGCAGGAUGUCCCAGCAGGAUCUGAGUAUCUCAGCAAAACUCAUCAAUGGAGGCGUGGCGGGGCUCGUGGGGGUGACCUGCGUGUUCCCCAUCGACUUGGCCAAGACUCGGCUGCAGAACCAGCAUGGGAAAGCCAUGUACAAAGGAAUGAUGGACUGCCUGACGAAGACGGCGCGGGCCGAGGGCCUCCUGGGCAUGUACCGAGGGGCUGCGGUGAACCUGACCCUGGUCACUCCGGAGAAGGCCAUCAAGCUGGCAGCCAACGACUUCUUCCGGCAGCUGCUCAUGGAAGAUGGGCUGCAGCGGAACCUGAAGAUGGAGAUGCUCGCCGGCUGUGGCGCUGGAGCGUGCCAGGUGGCGGUCACUUGCCCCAUGGAGAUGCUCAAGAUUCAGCUGCAGGACGCCGGGCGCCUGGCCGUCCGUCACCAGGGUGCGGCCUCAGCACCGUCCUCCUCCGGGCCCUACACGACCGGCUCGGCAUCCACCCACAAGCGCCCUUCUGCCACCCUCAUCGCCUGGGAGCUGCUCCGCACCCAGGGUGUGGCUGGUCUCUACAAGGGGCUGGGUGCCACCCUCCUCAGAGAUAUUCCCUUCUCCAUCAUCUACUUCCCAUUGUUUGCCAACCUUAACAACCUGGGGUUCAACGAGCUUACUGGAAAGGCCUCUUUUGCUCACUCCUUUAUGUCGGGCUGUGUUGCAGGCUCUGUGGCUGCUGUCACAGUGACACCUCUGGACGUUCUGAAAACUCGAAUCCAAACCCUCAAGAAAGGCCAGGGUGAGGACAUCUACAGUGGGAUUGCCGACUGUGCCAGGAAACUCUGGAAUCAGGAGGGACCAUCCGCCUUCACAAAAGGAGCAGGAUGCCGGGCCCUGGUCAUAGCUCCUCUCUUCGGGAUUGCUCAAGGCGUUUACUUCAUUGGCAUUGGAGAGCGCAUCUUAAAGUGUUUUGAGUAGAUAGGCCUGGAGCUCAGUCCCUGUGCUCACGGCCACCUCGGUAGCCCCCUCUAUUUAGUCUAGAGGGAUAAGUGUAAGAUGGCCCACCCACAACGUAUCUUGUCCUCUAACUUGUAGCGCUACCUCAAUCUCAGAAGAAACAACCCCAUUCUAAUAAGUGAGUUGAGCAUAGCCGUAUUCUACGUUUCCUUUGGGGGUACACCUACUAGGGACUUUCAGAAGCCCCUAACCCACCUGCUUUACAAUGACAAAAACAGCACUUGCUUUGGAUCUAUUAAUUGCCAAACCGUAACAGGUAGCAAAGAUGAAAGUGUUGUUUCUAUAUUUUAACAUUUCUAUUUCAUACUCAAAUUUAGCAUACUUCAGUCCGUUCGAGGAUUUAGUUUUGUUAAUCUUGAAUUAAAUAACUUGUGGCUAGUCCUAGCACUGACUUUGGGGAAAAUGAGGAUCAAAAGUUCCAGAGGACCAUGAAAGCCCUCAUCUGAAACCAUACACGCCCUCCCGCACCUCAAUGGCUGAGGAGAUGAGGCUGGCUCCGUGGCGCAGCCAUCACGCCCCGCACCCUCCUCCCGGGCACGGGCUCUCGCCAACCCCCUCCCCGUGUCUGCGGAACACGAUCUUAAAGUUGAAUAGUUCAAUCUUGUCUAGUAGUCAGCAGGCAGCACAGACAGGCUGCAAUGACCAGAUCUGUCACCUACCUUUCCAUAUCCACUUCAGAACUAACUAGAUUAAAGAGCCCUGAUGCAGGUCA